AUGGAUGUAACUGAAGUUCUUUAUAAUAUUAAGUCCACAAGAGCAAGAGGAAACACAGAUGCAUCAAACAGGCGAUCGGGGGUCACAUCGCAGCGAGUGGUCCUGCUGGUCCUCAGUGUUCUCCUGGCAGCUGCCGUCACAGCUCUUGGUGUAACCCUUCAUGAAAAUACUCAAACCAAGAAGCUUCAAGAGGAAUGUGAGGCAAAACAUCUCUCAGAUGAAACAUGUCCGAGGUGCGAGGACGGCUGGGAGCCACAUGGAGGAAAGUGCUACUUCUUCCCCUCAGUUAGGUUAUCCUGGACUCAGAGUAGAACACAAUGCACAUCAAUGAGAGGAGACCUGGUUGUGAUAAACAACAGAGAGGAGCAGGAAUUCUUGCAGUCUAGAGUGAUGGAAAAAAUGCGCAAUCCUGAGGACAAGUUCUGGAUCGGACUGACAGACUCAAAGAAAGAGGAUGAAUGGCUUUGGGUGGACGAUACACAACUGGAUAUAAGUUUGAGGUUUUGGCGUCACUACGAGCCAAACAACCGGAAAGGGGAGAAUCCUGAUGGAGAGAACUGUGUGAUAAUGGGGGAGGAAUACCUGAUGUCCUGGAUCGAUAAAUCCUGUAAAUCACCUCAUAAAUGUAUUUGUGAGAAAGCAUGUGCCUGAA
Limanda limanda (common dab) is the source of this 652-nucleotide messenger RNA. Its product is annotated as hepatic lectin-like. Lineage: Eukaryota; Metazoa; Chordata; Actinopteri; Pleuronectiformes; Pleuronectidae. The record is from RefSeq and is a predicted model, not a curated record. The transcript has 6 exons. Bases 1 to 651 code for a protein of 216 amino acids.